AACCAUUCCAAAUCCAACGAAGAAGUCACCCAGGUUCAGCCAAGGCUUGGUUACAAGUGGGCAACAUAUCGGUCACUGUGGGUGCACCAGGCAGUUUCCAGCUGUGUCCGUCUGUACAGAAUUGCAGGAAACACCUUGCAUCUACAGAUUAACAACACCAAACUUUACAUAACAUUAAAGCUUUGCUCUGAUGGUGCCGGAAACCACUAGAAAAAUAUUAUGAGGACUAGAGCCAGAACCUAGACAGGGCAGUCCAGAUCUUUUUUUUUCUUCCCUUUUUUCCAAUUGAAGACAAAUGGUUUUGAGUCAUGGAUCAAGCUGUUGUGGACAGUCCUGUUACCCUUGUCAUCAGGGCUCCCAACCAGAAGUACGGUGACCAGACCAUCAAUUGUUACCAGAACUGGACUGUGGAGAAACUCAAAGCACACCUGUCUGAUGUAUACCCAAGUAAACCAAGCUCCAAAGACCAGAGGCUUGUGUAUUCUGGGAAGCUGCUUUUGGAUCAUUUUACCUUAAAAGAUGUGCUCAGAAAGCAGGAUGAGUACCAUAUGCUCCAUCUUGUGUGCGCCUCAAGAACCCCUCCCAGCUCCCCAAAGCCCCCCGGCAGCCGUUGUAACAAGCCUCAGGAGAACUUGGCCAGUCCCACGCCCCUUACAAACUCAUAUAGCCCUUCCACUGGUCAUCAGCUCCAGUCAUCUACAGGGGAGAGCACUGAUGGACUCAGACAGCGAGCUGGACCCUUCCCUUACCACCAGAUGUAUUCACAAUAUAUGCACAGCUGGAACCAGUAUCCUCCACAGUCAACUCCUCCCACAAACAUGCCCGCUUAUUACAACCCCAUGACACUAAUGUGGUGGCAGCAGCUGUACGCACGGCAGUACUACAUGCAUUAUCAGCUACUGGCCGCCUCGUCUCAGCACCUCAGGCCAGACCAGCCCUCGACUCAGUCUAACCAGCCUGAUCCUCUGAGCCAGCGACCUCAAGCAGAUCGCCGUGGCAACGCAGAGGUCCAAAUGAAUGCCCAGGGAGGGGAGAUCCUGAACGAGGAGGAGCUGAACUGGGAUUGGCUGGACUGGGUGUACACAUUUUCACGUGCUGCGAUCUUACUCAGUAUAGUCUACUUCUACUCCUCCUUCAGCCGCUUUGUCAUGGUGAUGAUGGCCAUGCUGGUGCUUUACCUGCACCAGGCUGGCUGGUUUCCUUUCAACCUGGAGAACGAACUCCAGCUCCCUGGAGACAGAGCCAAUCAGGACGACAUGGAGGGAGAGCUACAAAACCACGACUUACAAGAAAUGGAAGGAGCGAUGGAUGACGGCUCGGAUGAUGACGGGGAAAGUGGAGAGGAAGGAGCAGAGGAUCCGAACAGUGCUCCCCAAACAGGCUUCCUGUCGUCCACGUGGUCAUUCAUCAUAACCUUCUUCAUGUCACUCAUCCCAGAGGGGCCGCCAAACGCUGCUAACUGAACCACGGGCACCACGAGCCGAGACACUUUUUCCACAGGAGCAUGUUCUUUCUUUAAGAGGAGGACUAACAUCCUUCCCGCUUUGGGGAACCUCUUUUUCUGUUGCAAUGCAGUGUUAUAGUUUCCCAGUAGUCUUCUUUACUCCAUAUCUUAGACUUUGAGCAGAAACACAAAUGACUGAUUUAACGUGAAAAGAGAAAAAACGGUCACUUUAUAUUGACCUUUGUUUGUCUGCACAAGGACAAACAUGUUGAACUGUCACAUGAAAAGAACAUUAGUUGAACUUGUAUGAACAAGGAUUCCUAGUGAUGCCUUGUAAACAUAGUGAAAAUAUUAAUAAUAAUAGUGUCUGCCAAUGCAUUGUUUCUAUAAUUUAUAUAUAUAUAUAUAUAGGGACAGAAGGCACAUUUAUAAAGGAAAGUAAUUUCAGCACUACUUGUGUUUAACAAUAUGAAUCUUUUUUUCUUUGUAAGAAGCUACAAUUCUUGUUGACAUAGUUUUGUUUGAAUUGUAAUGAUUAUUAUUAUUUUUUUGUAAUGGUGGGUGUAUUUGAAAAAGGGCCACUUUAGUCCAAAAGCUGAACUUCACAGCAAGUUAUCCUGAGUCAUGUAGCACCUGUGAUAAGUGACAUGAGUGAUUUUGGCUUGAAAGUUUAUAAAAUGUGUCUGAACACAUUGUGUACUGUGUUGAAGUGUAACACAGAGUGAUGUCGGCUACUGAAAAAUGAAUCAGUGUACCACUAAUUCUCUCAAACAGAAUGGAAGAAAUGAGUGAGACAGAAGAACUGAGCUUUCACCACUAAUGGAAUAUCAAACAGGACGACUGUUGCGUUUUAAGCCGUGUGGCGUUGAGCGGACAGGAGAAACUUUAAAACUUCCUACUGUUAAAGCACUGCCACAAUGCAGAGUUCAUGUAGGAAAAGACCACACACCUCUCAAGUUUGUGAAAAUGGCUUCUGCUGUUACAUUUAUCAUGUUGUGUACCAAUAAUAAUAUUCAUGUUUAUUAAACCUACGUUCAUGGUAA
Messenger RNA from Seriola aureovittata, 2487 nucleotides. Its product is annotated as homocysteine-responsive endoplasmic reticulum-resident ubiquitin-like domain member 2 protein. Lineage: Eukaryota; Metazoa; Chordata; Actinopteri; Carangiformes; Carangidae. Gene Ontology annotation, biological process: endoplasmic reticulum unfolded protein response. The transcript has 9 exons. The record is from RefSeq and is a predicted model, not a curated record. The coding region runs from base 309 to 1463 and encodes 384 amino acids. Gene Ontology annotation, molecular function: protein binding.